Messenger RNA from Arabidopsis thaliana (thale cress), 718 nucleotides. Its product is annotated as Putative BCR, YbaB family COG0718. The transcript is spliced from 7 exons. Bases 38 to 580 code for a protein of 180 amino acids. Gene Ontology annotation, cellular component: chloroplast. Lineage: Eukaryota; Viridiplantae; Streptophyta; Magnoliopsida; Brassicales; Brassicaceae. Gene Ontology annotation, molecular function: DNA binding. The record is from RefSeq and is marked reviewed.
AUCUUGUCGAAGCACACUUCUCUGUUUCAGGAGAACAAUGGCUUCGACGGCUACGAACACUGAUUUCUUCAAGACUUUGCUUUCUCCUUUCUCAAAUGGGAAUGCGGCGCAACGAAGUAGUAGACAGAACAUUGUUUGGUUAAAUCGGAAGCAAUCUGGAAAUAAUAACAGAUCUCUUCGUGUUAAUGGAUUAUUCGGAGGCGGAAAAAAGGACAAUAAAGAGGAUGGACAAUCAAAGGCAGGAAUUCUAGGUAACAUGCAGAAUUUGUAUGAGACAGUGAAGAAAGCUCAAAUGGUUGUUCAAGUAGAGGCUGUUAGAGUGCAGAAGGAGCUUGCUGUUGCUGAAUUUGAUGGUUAUUGUCAAGGCGAGCUUGUCAAGGUUACAUUAUCAGGUAACCAGCAACCAAUUCGCACUGAUAUCACUGAUGCAGCAAUGGAGUUAGGUUCUGAAAAACUUUCACUGCUGGUCACAGAAGCAUACAAAGACGCACAUUCAAAGAGUGUACUGGCUAUGAAAGAAAGAAUGAGUGAUCUUGCGCAGAGCUUAGGGAUGCCACCAGGCCUUGAUGGAUUAAAGUAACAAAACUUAAUCUUUUUUGUGAUUUCUUUCAACUUAUAGGUAUGAGAAGUCCAGUUCUUUUUGUUGUAUAUCGAUCAGGCAGAGAGAAAUAGAGCUCUGUUCUACUGAAUCAGAGAGAGAUAUUUGAACCUUUGUCUU